AUGUCAUCACGCCCCGCUCUCUCAUCACACCCCACUCUCUCAUCACACCCCACUCUCUCAUCACACCCCACUCUCUCAUCACACCCCACUCUCUCACCACACCCCACCCUGUCACCACACCCCACUCUGUAUUCACCCCACUCUGUCCUCACACCCCACUCUGUCCCCACCUCUCCCUUUCCCCAUCUCCCUCUGUCCCCACCUCUCCCUUUCCCCAUCUCCCUCUGUCCCCAUCUCACUCUGUCCCCAUCUCCCUCUGUCCCCAUCUCCCUCUGUCCCCAUCUCCCUCUGUCCCCAUCUCCCUCUGUCCCCAUCUCCCUCUGGGUGCACGCAUUUCUCUUACUCACCCUGUGGGUGAUUCAGUCCAGGGCUUAUCUGGGAGGGAGUGGGGCCAGGGAACACCCUGCCUCCAUGCCCAUAUUUCCGCCCUGUGGGUGUUUAAGUCCAGAGCUUACCUGGGAGGGAGUGGGGCCUGGGCACACCCAGUCCAGGGCUUAUCUGGGAGGGAGUGGGGCCAGGGCACACCCUGGUGUUUUCACAAUCCCUUCUCACACCCCCAUGCAAACAUAUCCCCCCUCCCCCCUCUCCCCUCUGUUUCUUGACCCCAAACCCUCCUAUGUCAGCCUCCUUGCCCAUAUUUCCGCCCUGUGGGUGAUUCAGUCCAGGACUUACCUGGGAGGGAGUGGGGCCAGGGCGCACCCUGGUGUUUUCACAAUCCCUUCUCACACCCCCAUGCAAUCCUAUCCCCCCUCCCCCCUCUCCUCUCUGUUUCUUGACCCCAAACCCUCCUAUGUCAGCCUCCUUGCCCAUAUUUCCGCCCUGUGGGUGUUUCGGUCCAGGACUUACCUGGGAGGGAGUGGGGCCAGGGCACACCCUGGUGUUUUCACAAUCCCUUCUCACACCCCCAUACAAUCCUAUUCCCCCUUCCCCCUCUCCCCUCUGUUUCUUGUCCCCAAACCCUCCUAUGUCAGCCUCCUUGCCCAUAUUUCCGCCCUGUGGGUGUUUCAGUCCAGAGCUUACCUGGGAGGGAGCGGGGCCAGGGCACACCCUGGUGUUUUCACAAUCCCUUCUCACGCCCCCAUGCAAUCCCAUUCCCCCUCUCCCCUCUCCCCUCUGUUUCUUCAACCCAAGCCCUCCCUGUGGGUGAUUCGGUCCACGGAUUAUCUGGGAGGGAGUGGGGCCAGGGCACACCCUGGUGUUUUCACAAUUCCUUCUCACACCCCCAUGCAAUCCUAUUCCCCCUCUCCCCCCUCUCCUCUGAUUCCUCACCCCAAGCCCUCCUAUGUCGAGCAUCGUAUUAUCAACAACGGUGCCGAUGUGUCGCACGGUCUUGGCAUCAACGGCAGGAAGGUUCGCGAGUCUCUACAGAAAGUGACGGCAUGGUGCAAGGCUGCCAUUAUGGCCCCCUCUGUCAACGGGAGCGGCCCCUGGUACAAGCCCAGUGAAAGGGCGUGGGCCUUCUCUACGACCGGAAUAAUUUACAUCUCCAUCGACGACAUUGAAGACACAGAGGGCAUCAACCGCUUUGCGCAGCCUGCACCUGUCCCGGCCCCGCAGCCUGUGCUGGCCCCAGUCGGGCAGCCUGUGCUGGCCCCAGUCGGGCAGCCUGUGCUGGCCCCAGUCGGGCAGCCUGUGCUGGCCCCAGUCGGGCAGCCAGUGCUGGCCCCAGUCGUGCAGCCUGUGCUGGCCCCAGCCGUGCAGCCUGUGCUGGCCCCAGCCGUGCAGCCUGUGCUGGCCCCAGCCGUGCAGCCUGUGCUGGCCCCAGCCAUGCAGCCUGUGCCUAUCCCGGCCUUCCAGACUAUGCUGGCCCCACUCGCGCAGCCCGUGCCUGUCCCGGCCGCACCAUUUGUGCCUGUCCCUGCCGCCCAGGUUGCGCCUGUCACGGGCGCGCAGGCUGAGCCCGUCCCGACCGCACGUCCUGGGCCUGCACCGGCUGCACAGGCAGGGCCUGCCCCGGUCACACAGGCUGGACCUGUCCAGGCCGCAUGGGGGGACGGCUUUCUGUUUGUAUGA
Messenger RNA from Closterium sp. NIES-65, 2013 nucleotides. The record is from the annotation of a GenBank genome assembly. Lineage: Eukaryota; Viridiplantae; Streptophyta; Zygnematophyceae; Desmidiales; Closteriaceae.